Molecule: messenger RNA, 2359 nt
Organism: Megalops cyprinoides (Indo-Pacific tarpon)
Lineage: Eukaryota; Metazoa; Chordata; Actinopteri; Elopiformes; Megalopidae
Product: protein HEXIM1-like
Exons: 1
Coding region: 339-1505 (388 amino acids)
Biological process (GO): negative regulation of cyclin-dependent protein serine/threonine kinase activity; negative regulation of transcription by RNA polymerase II
Cellular component (GO): nucleoplasm; nucleus; cytoplasm
Molecular function (GO): cyclin-dependent protein serine/threonine kinase inhibitor activity; 7SK snRNA binding
Source: RefSeq, a predicted model, not a curated record
GUUGAGAAGGUGGAAGCGAAGUUAGAAAGGCGAGAUUACUUAGGGCAGCACUGAAAGAGUUAAUGGUAACGGGCUUGUAACAUUGGCCCUGGCGAACCAUUUCUGAAGUAGCUAACAAGUGUAAACAUUGAAGAAAAGUUUACUAUUUUACUUUUUUUAAAAUAUACGCGGACAAGUCAAUGCUGUUAUAUUUCAAGAAACGGUAAUAAUAUACUUAGCAAAUCCUGAAGGUAUUUUCAAAUAAGUUUUCGGAAGUUGUUUAAACCACAUCGGUGACUGCGGCUGGGAGGUGGAUGGGUGAACUACUAGCUCCAAUUUAGCUAGCUACAAAUAUCAGGAUGUCAGAACCUGGCGACCAGAAGACCUAUCACCCUAAAACUUCACUUGCACCUUCAGGUGGGAGCGCUGCAAUUUUGGAGCAUCCUUCGCCCAAUGAGAACGGCGGACUGGAGGAUGUCGAUAGGGGGCGAUACAGAGAUGGAAAACAACCAGAUGGCAGCAGUAACACUAUGACGGAGAAUCUUUGGCAAAUGCAAGGGGGGCAGCAGGAGGUGUGUCCAGGAUUCGUGGCUGGAAAUUCACACCCCAAGUGCCCAACAGCAGCGCAGCCUUGCCAGGAGUCCGGGACAGAUGUAGCUGGAGAGGGAGGACAUGCCGCUCGCGGUAACAGCGGAGAUGGACCCUGCGAGGAAACCCUGAGUCAGGUGCAGGGCGAAAGUGGCAGGCAUAUCAAGAGACAGGUUUCUGGUUGCGCCAGGGGUGGCCCGCAGUCGGGACCCGAUGUGCGACUGGGCAAGAAGAAACACCGCCGACGACCCUCCUCCAAGAAGAAGCGUCGCUGGAAGCCCUACUUCAAACUGACCUGGGAGGAGAAGAAAGAGUUCGACGAGCGUGAGACUGCGCGGGCGUCCCGGGUGCGAGCCGAGAUGUUCGCCAAAGGACUGCCUGUCGCUCCUUACAACACCACGCAGUUUCUGAUGGAGGAACACGACCGGGAGGAACCCGAUCUGAACACCGAGCUGGUUGGCCGACGCGUCAUGGGAGCAAGCCGCACGGAAGAUACUGCCAGUGAGGAGGACUAUUUUGAUUUCGAGGAGGAAGACGAGGAUGGCAGUGGCGGUGGCAGCGACGGGAUAGGGAGGCCAGGGAACGCGGGCGGGGAGUUCCUCCAGAGGGAUUUCUCCGAGACCUACGAGAAGUAUCACGUCGAAAGCCUCCAGAACAUGACCAAGCAAGAGCUAGUGCGGGAGUACCUGGAGUUGGAAAAGUGCAUGUCCCGUCUGGAGGAGGAGAACAACCGAUUGCGACGUUCCGAGAACAGGCCGGACGUCGCCUGUGUGAGCCCGGUCAUUCAGUCGGACGCUUCGCGGCUGAGAGAGCUGGAGAGUGAACUGGAGAGACUGAAAGCGCAGAACAGCGAGCUCCGUCUGCAGAAUCAGUUGUGCAGGGAGCGAGGACAGACCCUUUCAAUGGAGAGUAAUAGCGGACAAACGCUACCAGAGUAAAUGAACUACAGAAUUAAAUUUUGGGGCAGGACAUGUAAGUAGCCAUUUUUAAAUAAAAAAAAAAGAUUGUGAACUGUUUUAUCGGAUUGGUUUGAUAACUCCAGACAUGGCAAUACUUCCUUUUCUUUUUUACGUUACCUAAAAGCCGUUUUGAGACUUCACCUUUUCAAUAAAGAAUGUAUAUUUAAGAUCCGUUUCUUUAUAAAAUGAAAAUUGCAUAGGAAAUGCUUAAUUUUUCAUGGUUUUCCAUGUUAAAAUUAUACAUUGUACAAGAAAUCUCAACAGCCAUUCGACCACCACUUUUGGUCCAAAUUUAAUUAUUAUGGGAUAAAGCUCUGCAAAACCACUCCAGAAGAAACCAGUUGUCCUCACCCUUAAAUUUGUAAAUACAUGAAUAUACACACCCAUUUGUUUUGUGUUUUUAUUUCAUGUGAUUAAAGUUGUGGUUGUUGUCAGUCAUUUCCAAUCACCAUUUAACUUGCUUCUGAAUAGGUUACAAGUUUGAUAACUGCCACAACAGUGUCAGACUGCAAUCCCAGACCUUUGUCUUUUUCUUCCUUUAAAUAGCAUUGCAUGCAACAAAUCUGCAGACAUACAAAACGAGGAAAGCUAACUCAUGGCUAUAGAUGGUCUGGAUAUCUGAUGUCAUUAACUCAAGCUAUUUUAAGAAAGUGAGAGUUCUUAUGUUUUCAUAUUAGGGAAAUUGGAAAAAAAAAGGCACACAUUGGAAGCUGAACCCUGCACGGAUUCUGGGUUGGAUGCAGUGAAAGCGUUGAAAUACUGCACCAAAAUACAGUUGUAAAAAAUUGAGUGACUGCCUUUUCUAGUUGCUUCCUAGUCCCCCUGGAAAUGCC